AAGACGAUUGUUUCAGUUACAGUUUAUGAACAUGAAGGUAUAAAUAAUACACACUUUGAUCGUACAGUUGACCCUUUCUAUGGUGACUGGUCUAAACCCCUUAGCUGUUGUGUUGCUUAGAAUUUUGUAAAGUCUUUUUUAGACAUAUUUUCGUUUCAUAAAAAACUUGCCAAUAUUUCAGGGCUAGCGUAGCAAGUUAGCAAACAGCAUUUUGAAUUAAGAAGUGCAUGUAAAGCAUUCUUCCUUCGUUUGUUUGUCGAUCAUCGAUACGCGAUAUACAACCGAAACAUAUAGUUGGGCUAGAUUAACGUUAGAAAACCAAAAUUGGGUCGUGUACACUGAUAUGUUAUGCUAGUACAUUAGAUAAAGCCGUGAACUUUACUUAAACAGUUAAACUGGAACGACUAUUCGGCUGCUAUCUCGUCUGCUUUCUCUUCACUAUAGACAAUCGCGCCGACGUAAACAAAGAAAAGUGACUGGCAAUGGUCUAAAUUGGGUAAAAAUUGGCUCCAAAGAUAGCUGUUAUCCUUCCAGAGCCGAUUUGACGAAAAUUAGAUUGUGCUGCCGCCGGAUAGUGAUUUUUCCACAAUUUUAAACAUUUGGUGCUAACAGUAAUUAGUAACUUGGUUUUCAGGUUCCCAUCGCGCUUUUUCGAAGACGACGGUCAGGCAAGAUGAUAUGACUUUGUUAUAAGCACCAAAGAAGAUUGUAAACAAAUAAUAUAAGAAUGACUCAACUCAAGGAAGAUGAUAAUGUUAUGAUGUCCCAGGCUGAGGACAGCGACGUAACUUCAAGCUUUACGGAAAACAAUAAUAUCGCUUCGUCCGAAAAUAAACAAGCCCAGUCUGUUAAUAAACAGAAAGAAGUUGAUGAUGAACUCCAAGAAAAAGGCAUUCAAAAUGAAGAAUGUGAUGGCGGUAUUGAGAAGAAGCAAGAGGCAAGUGGAAGCAUAAAUGUCUACGAAGAAGCGGGAAAACAGAACUUUUGGGAUGAAAUAAAAAAGCAAGUUGAAUGUGGUAAAAACAAGGAAAAUCGUUGGAAGAAGUCAAUUCUUUGGCGUGCUUUUCAGUUUAAUCCAGUAGAUCAAAAAAUUGUUGAAUAUUUAGUUGAUCAUGGAGCAGACGUUUAUUCCCAGAACGAAGAUGGUGAGACAUUUCUGAUGAUGGCGACAAGGAAUGGUUUACUCGAUCUUGUUAAGUAUUUUGUUCGAGUUAGCCAUAAACAUAAUUUCCUAGACGAUAACAAAGAUCUUCCAAGUACAUUACAGUCAAAAAUGGCGAAAAAUCGCGCUAAGAUUUGUGGUGAUCUUGUAAAUUGUAAGGAUAAGUCAGGAAAAACCGUUUUGCAUCAUGCUGUUAAUGUUGCCGAAAUAGACAUUGUCAAAUAUUUAGUUGAACAAUGUGGCGCUGAUGUAAACGCAAAAGAUGACGAGGAAUGGACAGUUCUGCACAAUGCUGUUACUAAAGAUUCGCUAGAAAUAGUGAAAUAUGUUGUGGAAAAGGGCGCUGAUGUAAAUGGACGGGAUACUGAAGGGACGACAGUGUUGCAUGCCGCGAUUAGCAAAGGUACGCUGGAAAUGUUGAAAUAUCUUGUUGAAAUUGGCGCUGAUGUAAAUGGAAAAAAGAAGAACGGGUGGACUGCGCUGCACGUUGCGGUUACUGAAGGUACGCUUGAAAUGGUAAAAAGUCUUGUUGAAAAGGGCGCUGAUGUAAAUUGCAAGUACAUGGAUGAAUGGACGGUCUUGCACUAUGCUGUUUGUGAAGGUACACUAGACAUGGUGAAAUAUCUUGUUGAAAAGGGUGCUGAUGUGAGUAUCAUGAAAACUGACGGAUCUACUGUGCUGCACUAUGCUGUCACCAAAGGUACGCUAGAAAUGGCAAAAUAUCUUGUUGAAAAUGGCGCUGAUGUAAAAGGAAAGAAUACUCACGGGUGGACUGUACUGCGCAGUGCUGUUAGUGAAGGUACACUGGAAAUGGUAAAAUAUCUUGUUGAAAAGGGCGCUGAUGUAAAUGAGAAGGGUAUUCACGAGUGGACAGUGCUGCACGUUGCUGUUACCGAAGGUAAACUAGAAAUGGUGAAAUGUCUUGUUGAAAUCGGCGCUGAUGUAAAUGUAAAGGAUAUUACCGGGAGGACAGUUCUGCACGCUGCUGUUUAUGCUUUCACCAAAGGUACGCUAGAAAUGGUAAAAUAUCUUGUGGAAAAUGGCGCUAAUGUAAAAGGAAAGAAUACUCACGGGUGGACUGUACUGCGCAGUGCUGUUAGUGAAGGUACACUGGAAAUGGUAAAAUAUCUUGUUGAAAAGGGCGCUGAUGUAAAUGAGAAGGGUAUUCACGAGUGGACAGUGCUGCACGUUGCUGUUACCGAAGGUAAACUAGAAAUGGUGAAAUGUCUUGUUGAAAUCGGCGCUGAUGUAAAUGUAAAGGAUAUUACCGGGAGGACAGUUCUGCACGCUGCUGUUUAUGAAGAUGUUCUAGAAAUUGUGAAGUAUCUUGUUGAAAACGGCGCUGAUGUAAAUGCAAAGGAUACUGACGGAUGGACAGUUCUGCGCACUGCUGUUUAUAAAGAUGCGCCAGAAAUUAUAAAGUAUCUUGUUGAAAACGGCGCUGAUGUAAAUGCACAGGAUACUGACGGAUGGACAGUUCUGCAUGCUGCUGUUUAUGAAUAUCCGCGAGGAAUUAUGCGCCAGAAGGAUUUUAUUGGGAAGACAGUUCUGCAUUAUGCUGCUACCAAAGAUGCGCUAGAAAUUGUAAAGUAUCUUGUUGCAAUGGGCGCUGAUGUUAAUGGAAAAGAUACUUACUUGAGGACAGUGCUGCACAGUGCUGUUACUAGAAGUACGCUAGAAAUGGUGAAAUAUCUAGUUGAAAACGGCGCUGAUGUAAAUUGCAAAAGUGCUGAUGGAUCGACAGUCUUGCAUACUGCUGUUGAUAUGGGUGCAUUAAAAAAGGUCAAGUAUUUAGUUGAACAAGGUGCUGACAUAACAGUUGAAAGUAAAAUUAACGCUCAUACACUUGGUACUGAUAUUCUGGAGAUGGCUGUUGUGCACAAUUCAGCUGUUUUGGUCAACCUUUUGCUGGAAAAGAACGUUACUGUGUGCAAAGCUCCAACAUUUUUUGUUGAAGGAAGACAAAUGAGUCUUUAUCAAUGGAGUGUUCACUUUGGUCAUGAUGAGAUUGCAACUAUCCUCGGGCGCUCCGUAAAACAUCGUGAGAAAAUUCAGAUUUUGAAAACAACGAAUUGCAAUAAGUUAGACAAGAUUGAAAUACCGAUGCAGGCUUUUGUCGCAAACAAUCAAUUCCAAAUUGGCGGUGGUGGUUUUUCUUGUGUCUAUGUUGGUCUCAUGAAAGAUGGGAGUGAAGUUGCUGUUAAGAGAAUUUUAGUACAAAGUGAAGAUAAAACAGUCGAAAACGAAAAGGAAAUCAUGAGUCUUAUUGAAACUGACAAAUCUCCGUUUAUAGUGAGCUAUCGAUAUUUUCACCGGGACGACAUAUUCAUGUAUCUUAUUAUUGAUCUUUGCGAAGAAACGUUGAGGGAACUUGUUCAUGCAUCUAGUAAUGAACAUCUACAAGAGCGUGGUCCACGAAUGAUUAGGGAAAUUCUAUCAGGACUUCAAUUUCUUCACGGCAAAGGAAUAUUACACAGAGAUCUAAAACCAUCAAAUGUCCUGGUUGAUAUCGAAGGUCGCAUGAAAUUGGCAGACUUUGGAAUAAGCCGCGUUCUAAAUGACGAUGAAACGACAGUUGAAACAUUUGCCAAAGGUACUCCUGGAUGGAUGCCACCGGAAGUAAUUAAGGCAAUAGACAAAGACGAAAAAGGUCCGUUCAAAAAGAAAUCGGAUAUGCACGUCGCAGGUAUGAUUGCCUUCUUCAUCUUAACAAAAGGUGAACACCCUUUUGGAUCCAAGUUAGAUCGAAUGAAAAAUAUUUUGAAAGGAAGCUCUGUGAAUUUGAAGAAACUUAGUGAUCGCAGAGCUCGAAAAUUUGUGGCGUGGCUGAUUAAUCACAAGAUUGACAAUAGACCUUAUGCCGAGGAAGCGCUGGGGGACUCUUUCAUUAAUGAAUAUUGAUACAGUCAAAACACAGAAUUUUUCUACGAAGAUGAAGCCAACGUUAUUCGAAAUUAUCGCAAUGUCUUCACUAUACAUUAUCAACGCGGAGUUCGUAAAGAAAAACAAUUAUCUUGACUUGGCAUUUCAUAUUCCUGAAUUUCACAACAUGGUAUUCUUUUGUUGUUGAACUGGAUAAAUCAAAAUAAUUAUAUUUACUUUUGUAUGCGUCUUUUUCAUGUGUGCUGUAAUUUAGCUCCAUUUAUACAAUUAAUAGAGGAUCAUCUAGCCAAGUGGACAAACUUGUACAAAGAAAAGUUGGUUAACCUGAUAAUCAUUGUAUAUAAACGUUGGUGAACUGCUCGUCUGAAUAUGAACGAAGUCCAAUUUUUGGAAAUAGUUUGUCCAGUUUUAAUCGGUUCCUAGUGUAGGCCUAGUCGGUUCAUCUUCGUUCCCAGGCCUUUCUCAGUAUUACGUGCAACGUUAUUACGGGAGAAUGUGAAGGGCUUGGCACGGGGACGAACUAUAAUGAGGAUGGCAGGGAAAUUCCAUGCGAUGUAAUUUCUCGGUGUUUAUCGAUUCAAGGAACAUUUUAAAGAUUGUGUGUUUACCGUAAUUGCGUGCUCAAGUCAACUUUACACUCCACGCCUAAAAACCACAUUUGAAUUUAUUUGCUAAUUUACCUUUCUAAUGAAAAUGCAGGACAGUUGAUUACCAUUCUUCAACAAUUCUUGUUAAUUAACGGCGCAAAACAAUCCUGUGUGUGUGUUUGUGUUUGUGUUAGUUGUUUAGGGCGAAUCUGCACAACCACGGACUUAGUUAGCCUGAAAAUAUAUAUAGAGAGUUUGUGAGUCAAACUUCACGAAAACUUGUUCCAUUUGUAUGUAUAACAGCAUAGUCUACUGAUAGACCAAAUGAUAUACAUUCAUAGUCUACUGAACUUUGUGAUAACAUU
This is a messenger RNA of Dendronephthya gigantea, 4997 nucleotides long. RefSeq names its product serine/threonine-protein phosphatase 6 regulatory ankyrin repeat subunit B-like. The record is from RefSeq and is a predicted model, not a curated record. Lineage: Eukaryota; Metazoa; Cnidaria; Anthozoa; Malacalcyonacea; Nephtheidae. Bases 728 to 4063 code for a protein of 1111 amino acids. Gene Ontology annotation, molecular function: ATP binding; protein kinase activity; protein binding. Gene Ontology annotation, cellular component: cytoplasm. The transcript has 3 exons. Gene Ontology annotation, biological process: protein phosphorylation.